Molecule: messenger RNA, 699 nt
Organism: Vespa mandarinia (Asian giant hornet)
Lineage: Eukaryota; Metazoa; Arthropoda; Insecta; Hymenoptera; Vespidae
Product: protein Skeletor
Source: RefSeq, a predicted model, not a curated record
GAGUGGUACAAUAUACCGAUCGAUCGUUUAAAAUUUCUGCCAGUCGACGUCGACCCGGUCGAUCGACAGCACGUCCGCACAAACGCGCUCCGCAUCGGCUGUCCGCAUAUCUUUCACGAAGAAUCCUGACAAUCGUACAUCGAUUACAACGAGGGACCUAUUUUUUUCAAGGUGUUAAUUUAUAAUCCACGAAUUUCAAAUCGGGUGUAAGUGUACGCGCGUGUGUAACGGUUAAUUGGAUGAGAAGAAUACUUUGGACGUUGGACGAAUGAGAAACGACAAAAUGGAUACUAAAACUCUGCGAAUCGUAUCCGGUCUACUUUUUUGCAUCUUUUUGGGCCCGCAUAUCGGACAGGCGAAAAAUGGACCGAACUAUGGAAGGGAGAUCGGUUCGUUUCAAGAAUAUGCACAUGGUAUCAAAGGGAUUAUAUAUGCCGCAGACGAUAGUACGAUAUUCAUAAAAGGAUUCUCUUAUGAUGGAAGAGGUCCAGAUGCAUAUUUUUGGGUCGGCAAUAGUACAAGACCCAGUCCCGACGGUUACAUCGUACCAUAUCCCGAAGAUUACAAGGGCAGAGAUCCACCAGUAUUGAAGGCAUUCGACAAUGCCGACAUUGUCUUAAGGUUACCACAAGGGAAACGCUUGCGAGACAUUAAAUGGCUAAGCGUUUGGUGCAGAAGAUUUACCAUAUAAAAAAGUAC